Molecule: messenger RNA, 1146 nt
Organism: Humulus lupulus (European hop)
Lineage: Eukaryota; Viridiplantae; Streptophyta; Magnoliopsida; Rosales; Cannabaceae
Product: protein ABA DEFICIENT 4, chloroplastic
Exons: 6
Coding region: 216-998 (260 amino acids)
Source: RefSeq, a predicted model, not a curated record
UGUAGUGCUCUCUCACUCUCUCUCUUUCUCUUCCUUGGUGUGAGUUGAGUGCGCUAUUACCCGUCAUUGCGCUCUCUUUUGCUUCUCUCUUUAUAUCUCUUUUAGGUUGCGUGUCAAUGUCUGCAGUGCUCUCCUCUGAGUGGCAUUCUCCUUUGCUAUGUUCUCUGCUCUUCCUACUAUAUUAGUAAGUAGUAAAUGAAGGAUACAAUAUUCUUAUGCUUGAUAGUGGAUUUCUUCGUCUUGCUUUGAAUAUGACCUCUUUUUGCGUUGGCCACUCUCCAAUUUCUUCCAAGAUUGACAUCUUGGAAAAGCGUAUAAAACCUUGGCAUAAUGAUAGAAUGGAUCAAAGGUUUGCUCUUUCACUCCGAAGUCAUAGCACCAAACUCUUUGGCCAACAAGUUGUGACAGAGGGGUCUCACUUACAUGGGGAUUGGAGUUUCAAAGGAGGAUCAAGAGUUAUUGUUAGACCUAAACCUGAGAGAUUUGUUCUAUGUCAGAAAGUCUCUGGAAUUAAUGCCUCAUGGUUGGCAAAUUCUCAAAUUGCUCAUAGUGUUUUUGGCUUGGGAACAGUAGCAGUUCUCCCGUUUUAUACCCUCAUGGUUGUAGCUCCUAAAUCUGAAUUGACAAAAAAAUCUAUGCGAAGUAGCAUACCGUACGUGGUGCUUGGUCUUCUAUAUGCAUAUCUACUAUACCUAUCUUGGACACCUGAAACGAUAGGCAUGAUUUUCACAAGCAAAUACUUGCUGCCAGAGCUGCCAGGUAUAGCAAAGAUGUUCUCCAGUGAGAUGACUCUGGCUUCUGCUUGGAUUCACUUGUUGGUUGUUGAUCUAUUUGCGGCAAGGCAAGUGUUUCAUGAUGGACAGGAAAACGAUAUAGAGACCAGGCACUCUGUUUCUCUUUGCCUGCUCUUUUGUCCCAUUGGAAUUCUCACCCAUUUCAUAACCAAAGCUCUUACAAAAAAAGGUGUUGGAAAAUCCAGCCAGCACGGCCUGCAUUAAUGAAUUUUCCAAGGUAGAAAGAAUUUAACAGAAGAUUCAAAAACUUCCAAGAAUGUUGAAGAAAAGACAUUGAAAACUAUUUGAAAGAAUGGUUUUUUUCUCAGUUGAACAAAUUACAACUUAAUUAUUGAGCCUUAUUAUUGCACUA